AUGCCUCCUCCGAGCGAACAAGAGCUAUUCACCUCUGAUCCUAGUGAUGGUACGGACGUUGUUUGUAUCAUGCUGGGUGGUUUAAAGAAAGUCGUGGUCCACACACACUUACUUGCCUCCCAUUCCGUGUAUUUCCGCCGGGUGGGAAACCAAGUCAAUCCGGAAUAUUUCUACGCGGAUCACUGUCCAUAUGCCACCGAGCAGACUAUUUCCUUCUUCGUCCAAUGGAUCUAUGGAAGAACCCUCGGCCCCUCUCAUCUCAACGAGGGUCUACAAAAAUUAUGCCGUCGUCAGCAGUAUGAAACCUUGAUGAAGUCUUGGGUUUUCGGCGAAAAAAUGGGAGCCACGGAGUUCCAAAGGGAUAUUAUGCGAUGCAUAGCGGAAGAUACUAGGACUGUCAAUCUGGAGAUAUCGGCCGAUAUAUGGAUUGACAUGGAGGUGGUGGCUCCUAGCAGUAAAUUGCGUCCCUUCCUAGCCGCCAUGUGCUGCGAAAAGCUUCAUAGCAGCGAUGCAAAUACUGUGAACAUGUUUCUAAGCGCUAUUCCACGAAGCAUGCUAGAAGAGGUCACUAGGUGCAGGAUUUCUGGGCCUCGCAGACUUCAAAUGGAUAUGGAACUGGGCAGGUACUUGGAAUAG
Messenger RNA from Daldinia vernicosa, 636 nucleotides. RefSeq lists its product as uncharacterized. Bases 1 to 636 code for a protein of 211 amino acids. The record is from RefSeq and is a predicted model, not a curated record. Lineage: Eukaryota; Fungi; Ascomycota; Sordariomycetes; Xylariales; Hypoxylaceae. The transcript has 2 exons.